Coffea arabica (coffee) is the source of this 3369-nucleotide messenger RNA. RefSeq lists its product as uncharacterized. NCBI's taxonomy places the organism in Eukaryota, Viridiplantae, Streptophyta, Magnoliopsida, Gentianales, Rubiaceae. Gene Ontology annotation, molecular function: nucleic acid binding. Gene Ontology annotation, biological process: DNA integration. The record is from RefSeq and is a predicted model, not a curated record.
AUGGCAGAUGGUACUAGACUCAAGAAUUUGGAUGAACAACUCAGGAAACUUGAGACUAGGAUUCAUAUUCAAGUAGAUUCCAUGCAAGUAGAGCUACAGGAAACUCGAACGCACGUAGAUACUCGAAUGGAGGAACUCGAUAAGAAGAUUGAUGCGUUAAUGGCAGGAAUGGAGACAAAGUUGACUUCAUUUCUUCAAGCUCUCAAUAGAGACAGAGUAACUGCACCAGAUGAAUCUCCUCCACUAGAUAAGACUCCUUUAUUGUCCAAUCCGUAUGUAAGAUGCAAGGAAUGGUGUGAUCAGUCAGCAGCAAGCAAGGAGCACAGGGUUAUAGUUCCGAAUCCUCCUAAGGUAGACCUUCCAUUCUUUGAAGGGGACAGACCUCAGGUGUGGAUCAGGAAAUGUGAGAAAUAUUUUCUCAUUCAUCAACUUCCUGAGGACCAGAAAUUGGAAGUAAUGGAGAUGUAUCUGGUAGGAAAAGCAGAGAUAUGGUUUCAUGGAGUCAAGAGGAGGAAAGGAAGAAUCUCUUGGGAAGAAUUUUGUGAAUUAUUGAAGAAGAGGUUUGGAGAUCGAGGAAGAAGAGAUGAGGUGGAGGAAUUCAAUAAACUCCACCAAACCAGCACUGUCAAGGACUACCAGGAGAAAUUUGAGGAACUGAGUUCCUUGAUGUUAGUAAGGGAUCCUCACCUAUCUGAAUCUUACUUUGUUUCCAGUUUCAUCAGUGGCAUUAAAGAGGAGAUCAAACCUAUGGAACUGGGAGCCUUGGGAAAAUUCAAGGUCCUCCAGUUGUCAACAGCCAACACAGGGGGGAAGGUUUCAGAACCAUUUGGUCAAAAGAAGGUAAAUUCUGAGAGCACUAACCUGGAAAGUGGAAAGAUCUCUCCUCAUGAGAUCUUGCGCAAAAAGAACAAUCAUCUGUGUUUUAAGUGUGGAGAGAAGUUUAGUCUUGAUCAUCAGUGCAAAUUUAGGCAUUUGAAUUUCAUUCUGGAAGAUGAUGAGGAACCUGAAUUCCUUGAUGCCAUUGGAGAACAAGAUGAGUAUACUGGUCAUCCAGGACAAUCAGUCGAUGUGUCCUUGCAUGCAUUGACAAGCUCUAUUAAGAGAAAAACUCUAAAAAUGCAAGGGUUAUUAAAAGGAAAAACUAUAUCUGUUAUGGUUGACACUGGCAGCACUAAUAGUUUUCUGAAUUCCACAUUACUGAAUACCAUGACCUUAAGGACAGUUAAGAUGACACCACUAAGGGCCACAAUUGCUGAUGGGACCACCAUUUCCAGUGAGCUGUAUUGUCCCAAUGUGACAUGGAGCAUCCAGGGGUACAACUUUAGCUUUCCUUUGGUAAUCAUGGAACUAGGGACAUGGGACAUGAUACUUGGACUAGAUUGGAUGGUGCAAUAUAGUCCUAUCACAUUCGACUUCAAACAGUUGAUGAUCAAACUAUCAGAGGAAGAUGGGGAAAUGGUGUUGAAAGGUGCAGCAGAGCAACCCUCAAUAAAGCUGGUAAGAGGAAAGGCAAUAAAAAAGUUCAUGCAACAGAAACACAGAACCUUGGCAUCAAUCUGUUCAGUGCCUGAGGAUAGCAACUCAGAUGAUGUAAAUUCACUUCCUAGUGAAAUCUCAGAAUUACUACACCAGUUCUCUGAUAUAUUUGCUGAGCCUACACAAUUACCACCUAAAAGAGCACAUGACUACACCAUACCCCUGAAACCAGGGGCUCAACCUUUUAAACUCAUACCUUAUAGGUACCUAAAUAAUCUCACCAUCAAGGAUAAGUACCCUAUUCCCAAUUUCGAAGAACUCUUAAAUGAACUAUUUGGCUCUAAGUUUUUCAGCAAGAUUGACCUCAGGUCUGGUUAUCACCAAAUCAGAGUCAAGGCUUGUGACAUCCAUAAAACAGUAUUUCAAACUCACCAAGGCCAUUAUAAAUUCCUAGUUAUGCCUCUUGGCCUCACUAAUGCCCCUGCCUCUUUCCAAUCCCUCAUGAAUGAGAUCUUCCAGCCUUACCUCAGAAAAUUUAUACUUGUCUUCUUUGAUGCCAUACUCAUCUACAGCCCAGACCUACAAUCCCAUGUAAAUCAUCUGAGAACAAUGUUGAAAAUUCUGAGAUCUCACCAGUUGUAUGCAAAGAUGUCCAAGUGUAUGUUUGCUCAACUGAAAGUGGAGUACUUGGGCCAUAUCAUAUCCUACAAUGGGGUUGAAAUGGAUGCAGCUAAAGUUGAGUGCAUAAGAACUUGGCUAGUGCCUGAAACUGUUAAGGGUUUGAGGGGAUUUUUGGGCCUUACAGGUUAUUACAGGAGCUGCCACAGCCUUCUAGAAUUUGAAGGAUAUCAUGAGUACCACUCCUGUGCAAGAAUGCCAGAUUUUUCUAAACCUUUUGUAGUGGAGACUGAUGCUUGUAGUAAAGGCAUAGGUGCUGUGUUGAUGCAAGAAGGGCAACCCAUAGCUUAUCUCAGCAAAGCCUUAAGUCCUAAGAACUUGGGACUAUCUAUAUAUGACAAGGAGUUGUUAGCUGUGGCGAUGGCAGUAACAAAGUGGAAACAUUACCUGCUGGAAUACCAUUUCAUCAUUAGGACUGAUUACCAGAGCUUGAGAUUUUUAUUGGAGCAAAGGUUGAAUACACCACUGCAGCAUAAGUGUUUAACAAAGCUCUUAGGCUUGGAUUACGAAAUCCAAUACAAGAAGGGAGCUGAGAGCAAAGCUGCUGAUGCCCUGUCCAGAAAGGGAUUUCAGGAGGAGGAUACGGCAGGAAAAGCCUGUGUCAGUGAGGAUUCUGAGAAGAUUGCUCAAUUGCUGAUAGAUCCUACUUCUGUUGCUGACUAUGAGUAUGCAGAUGGGAUUUUAAGGUUCAAAGGAAAGAUUUAUGUUGGAGAUCAUGGUAAUCUGAGGACUCAAAUCAUUCAACAUUUACAUUCUUCUGCAGUAGGGGGCCAUUCUGGUCAAUUGGGGUGCCUGAAGAGACUAGGUACACCUCUACCAGUGCCCAACCAAGCAUGGUCACAAAUCAGUAUGGAUUUCAUUGAGAGUUUGCCAAAUUCUGAAGGUUCUGACACGAUAGUAGUGGUUGUGGACAGAUUCACAAAAUUCUCCUAUUUCGUUCCGCUCAAACAUCCUUUCUCAGUAGUGGAAGUUGCCAAGCUAUUCUUAACACAUGUUUUCAGACUCCAUACGUUACUAGAUGUGAUAGUCUCAGAUAGAGACAAGCUCUUCACCAGUCUUUUUUGGCAAGAGCUGUUUAGACUGGUUGGUACUCGCUUAAACCUCAACUCAGCCUACCAUCCACAAACAGAUGGUCAAAGUGAACGUGUUAAUCAGUGCGUUGAGACAUACUUAAGAUACAUGAGUAGUGAUAGACCUCAGAAGUGGAAGUCCUAG